Solanum dulcamara is the source of this 1399-nucleotide messenger RNA. RefSeq names its product pectinesterase QRT1-like. The transcript has 5 exons. Gene Ontology annotation, molecular function: pectinesterase activity. Lineage: Eukaryota; Viridiplantae; Streptophyta; Magnoliopsida; Solanales; Solanaceae. The record is from RefSeq and is a predicted model, not a curated record. Gene Ontology annotation, biological process: cell wall modification. Bases 115 to 1197 code for a protein of 360 amino acids.
AGUUCCGUUUCCCUUCAUUUUCACUUAUAACUCCAUCACUCUGCAGAUCAAUUUCGUUCUCAAUUAAACUCCAAAACAAAAAAUUACUACUUACCAUCACCUUUUUUUUUUUAUAUGGUCAACAUGAACUUUAAUUUUUUUAUCAACAUUUGGAGUUCGAUGUUUUUGUUAAUUGUUUUGGCUAGUAAAUUUGAGGCUCAACGUUACGUUACGUGGGACGAUAUUAAAAUGGACUUGGGUACUUUUGAUUUAACUGAUGAAAAUUCGCGCAAGUCUAAAGGAGUCAUCGUAGUCGAUUGGAGUGGUAAUGGAGACUCUGUUACUGUACAAGGUGCAAUUAACAUGGUCCCGGACUUUAGUUCUCAACGAAUCAAAAUUUUCAUUCGUCCUGGAAUCUACAGAGAAAAAGUGUUUAUCCCAUCUUCAAAGCCAUUUAUUUCAUUAAUUGGUGAUGAAAAUCAUCCUGGAAGAACAUUAAUUACUUGGAACUCCAAGGCAUGUGAUAAGGAUCAAUUUGGCAAUGAGAUAGGCACAAUUGCUACAGCCACAGUUGCUGUAGAAUCAGAUUACUUCUGUGCAACUGGCAUCACCUUUGAGAAUACUGUGGUUGCAUUGCCUCAGGACUAUAAUAUGCAAGGUGUGGCAUUGAGAUUAGCUGGUGACAAAGCAAUGUUGUACAGAGUUAGAAUUUUGGGAUCACAAGAUUCACUUUAUGAUGAAAUUGGAUCACAUUAUUUUUUCAAGUGUUACAUUCAAGGAACUGUUGAUUUUGUUUGUGGCAAUGCUACAUCACUCUUUCAGGGUUGUGAUCUUCAUUCAAUAGCUCUGGAUAAUGUGGGAAUAUCAGGAGCAAUUGCAGCACACCAAAGAGACUCACCUAAUGAAAAUAGUGGAUUCUCAUUUGUUAAUUGUAAAGUCACUGGGAGUGGCAGUGUACUUUUAGGCAGAGCUUGGGGAGAAUAUUCAAGGAUUAUUUACUCAAAAUGCUAUUUUGAUGGCCUUAUUACUCCACAAGGAUGGUCUGAUUGGGACCAAUUAUCAAGACAAGGGCAUGCAUUGUUUGGAGAAUACAAGUGCAAGGGAAGUGGAGCCAAUAGAGAAGGUCGAGUGCCAUGGUCUAAAUAUUUCAGUAAAGACCAAGCCCAACCCUUCUUGAAAAGAGAAUUCAUUGGUGGAAAACAAUGGCUUAGAAUUUAGUUUCAUUAUGAUUUAUGAAUUUGCAAAUUGCAAAAAAAAAAAAAAAAAAAAAAGGCUAAAUUGGCUUGUGAGAUUUUCAUUUUUAUAUUUAUAGGAAAGAUAUAAGAGUCCAUUUCCUUCAAGUUUGAUCAACCAUUUUGUGUCAUAGUAUGAAUGAAUUUUUCAAAAUUGGAUGUGAAAAAGUAUUGAGGUUUUUACUUAU